GACAUUGAAGCAUGUUCAUGUAUACAACAUUGCGAAGCUGGAUAUCCAUUCAAAAAUGGCAAAUUAAUCAGAUCAGAUAUUGGAGCCAUUUAUGAAUGCAAUUCUUUCUGUGGUUGUGAUUAUACUUGUCCUAAUAGGAACAUUCAAAAGAAUAACAUGAACGAUAAAAAUUUACAGAUAUUUAAAACUUCAAAUAGGGGAUGGGGUGUAAGAACUUUGAAACCAAUAAAAGAAGGUUCUUUUGUAACAGAACAUGUUGGAGAAAUUAUAAAUUCAAGAACGUCUAUGUUGAGAUCAAUUUGCUAUGAUAAACUAAAUAUGAUGAGUUACUUUGAUUUAGAUUAUGGGUUUGACAGUGAUAAGGGAUCAAAGACCCUUUGCUUGGAUUCAAACUACUGGUGCAAUAUUUCAAGAUUUAUGAAUCAUUCAUGUGAUGCCAAUCUUGUAACUAUUCCUUUCUUUGUAGAAACCAAAGAUAUAAAAUUUCAGAGAAUUGGAUUUUUUGCACAAAGAGAUAUUUCUAAAAAUACUGAGUUAACAAUAGAUUAUAGAAUUCAAAAUCCAGAUUUUGAAUGUUUAUGCGGUUUUAAAUUUUGUAGGUAA
This is a messenger RNA of Racocetra persica, 603 nucleotides long. The record is from the annotation of a GenBank genome assembly. Lineage: Eukaryota; Fungi; Glomeromycota; Glomeromycetes; Diversisporales; Gigasporaceae.